AUGUGGACUCAGGGUGGCACUCUGCUGCUCUUGUCUGCCUGCUGCUGCUUUUGUCUGGCUGAGGCUCAGAGCAACAGAAACAGGACACAGAGCAUCCGGGAUGAUCCCGUCAAGUUCAAAACCAAAGCCAAGGAUUUGUGCACCAUGAUUAUCACCGGUCAGGAGCAAAUCACGAGGCUUCGGCUCUCAUGUCAGAGCAACAGUCGCUCAUACUGGUGUGACUACAUGGGGAAGCCCAGUGCUUGCCGCUCCUACAACAAAAAUCCUCGUCACUACUUUGUCCAGAUGAUGUGGAGUCUAAGAAAACUCCACAAUGCCUGCCUGGGGCUGAGGAUGAUCAAGCCUCAAAUGUGCAAAAAAGCAACUGAUGAAUCCCAGAUGGUUUUCUCGUCAGCUUCCUUUUCCCGGACGAAGCUGGAGGCUUCAAGGAUGAGAUCAAGACUGCCAGCAAAGUCCGAAAUCAGACCAGCACCUACGAGGCCUGAAUCAGUGACCUCAUCAGUGUCCAGUCAAGUUUCCUCAGGAGCACAGAGCACACAAGGAUCCAGUCCCCAGCCGACAGCAACAGCUGAGGAGAGCAAUGCCAAGAAGAUGGCUCAGCAGUACUGCUGGAGAUCACUGCAAGGCAUCUGUGCCUACUUCAUUGCCUGGUUUAGGAAUUAGCCAGGAAGGUUUCUAAUUUGGAAGGACGUACGUCUGAACAAGUGGCCGUUGGAAAAGUCAGCAGUUGGUCAGUCAGCGGUGGAACUGUAGCGCCCUCUGUGGGUGAAGGAAGAUAGUAUAUCCUUCAAUCCAGGCUCAAGCACAGAACAAGCAAGUGGAAUGUC
Molecule: messenger RNA, 827 nt
Organism: Thalassophryne amazonica
Lineage: Eukaryota; Metazoa; Chordata; Actinopteri; Batrachoidiformes; Batrachoididae
Gene: fgfbp2a
Product: fibroblast growth factor binding protein 2a
Exons: 2
Coding region: 1-663 (220 amino acids)
Biological process (GO): cell-cell signaling
Molecular function (GO): growth factor binding
Source: RefSeq, a predicted model, not a curated record